UAUUUUAACACACGACACGAAUCUGAGCGUAAUUCCAUGAAGAUGGCGACCGCUCUGGUGAUGACAACUUCAGUUCCUCCAAAUCCUGAAAAGGACAAAUGUGAAGCGGCCAUUCAGAAGGUUUUGAAAAUUGAAUCCUACAUGAAGCACCCUCUGCAAAACAAGUGGGCUCUUUGGUUCUUCAAGAACGACAAGAGCAAAACAUGGCAAGCCAACCUCCGUCUGAUCUCUAAGUUUGACACGGUGGAAGACUUCUGGGCACUAUACAAUCACAUUCAGCUCUCAAGUAACUUGAUGUGUGGCUGUGACUACUCCCUGUUCAAGGAUGGAAUUGAGCCCAUGUGGGAGGACGACAGGAACCGACGAGGCGGCCGCUGGCUGAUCACUCUGUCCAAACAGCAGCGCAGAGCCGACCUGGACCGGUUCUGGAUGGAGACGCUUCUGUGUCUUGUUGGCGAAUCUUUUAAUGACUUCAGCGACGACGUGUGCGGAGCCGUCAUCAACGUCCGGGCCAAAGCAGACAAAAUAGCAGUCUGGACCACGGACUAUGAAAACAAAGAAGCCAUUACACACAUAGGGCGAGUCUAUAAAGAGAGAUUAGGUGUUCCGUCAAAAGUCAUCAUUGGAUACCAGUCGCACGCCGACACGGCCACGAAGAGCAACUCCUCCACCAAGAACAAGUUUGUUGCCUGAAAACAAUUAACAACAACCGUCGUUUCUUAUUUUCCUGUCGCCAGUUGCUAGUUAGUCCAUGAACAAGUUUAUCCACCAACAGAUAUUUAAAAUGGAGACGUCACUUCUUCUCGUCUGUUUGCCACUUUACCAAAUCCUUUGUUUUACGGUGCGAGUACGUGCAGUAAAGAUGUAGCACUACAGUUUGAGGCCUUUCUGAUUUUUUGUGGUGGUGUUGGGCUGAAGAUGAGAUUGUUAAGAUGCCCAGUUUUCCUUUUGAAAUGGAAGUGCACAUGUUUGGUGAAUUUUGAUUUAGUGAAUAGAAAUUAUUUUUGUAAAAGUACUUAACAUUAAAGGCAAAAAAAAAGAUUUAAACUGCAGCUGUUUGUCAGUGCUGUUCAUAACACUGGGUUCAUUUAGAUUUAUUGUACAGUUUGUUUGCACAUUUUUAACAAUACGCCCUCUGAAUUGAACUGAAAGUAUUGAUGGAAAACUAUUUUUUAAUUCUCUUUUUUUCUCAGAAGUGCAAGAAGAAUGUUUUAUCUUCUUCGGUUUGACAUUUAAAAGUCACUGCAGUGUUGAAAACAAGAGGUUCGGAGUCUUAGUUUCGUGUCACGCAGCUUGUAGAAAAUGUGGCUUGUUAAAUUUGAGAGGUUCAGUGUUUUUGAAAAGUGGAAAAUAAGCGUCUUAAGCAUUUCGAAUUUUGAGUUCCCUGCCACUCGAGUUAAUUGGAAAAAUUCAGAAUAAAAUGGACCAGGAAGACGAGGUAAUCCUGUGGUUACAUAUCUCUGUUUGUCAGCCUGGAAGCACAGGAAGAUGUAACAGUCUGUUAUGAGAAGGGUAUUUUCCAAACGUCCAUAUGUCCACCUGUGUUUCGUGGAGCACACAAACCAUGAGAAUGUACUUGUGUUUACUUCAGUUUGAAAGUUGACUUCUUUAAAAGAGUUUUUCAUGAUAUUCUGCUUUCAAGUGUACAUAACAUAAUUAUUUCAGAUUUAGUUUUGUAUAGGACACGAGCAGAAAUAUGUUUUUUGGAGGGAUUGAACUGUGCCUUGACACCCUGAGCAAUAAAUGUGCAAAAGUUGUGAUGAAAAAAAUAAAAAAGUGCAAUGGAUUGUGUUCUUUCAAAA
Molecule: messenger RNA, 1802 nt
Organism: Pleuronectes platessa (European plaice)
Lineage: Eukaryota; Metazoa; Chordata; Actinopteri; Pleuronectiformes; Pleuronectidae
Gene: eif4ea
Product: eukaryotic translation initiation factor 4ea
Exons: 7
Coding region: 37-693 (218 amino acids)
Biological process (GO): translational initiation
Cellular component (GO): cytoplasm; eukaryotic translation initiation factor 4F complex
Molecular function (GO): translation initiation factor activity; RNA 7-methylguanosine cap binding
Source: RefSeq, a predicted model, not a curated record